UAGGGUAGCUCCAGUCAUUCUUCUUUAACCACACCCACAGGCGCAUUUCUCAACAGUGCGCUUCUCUACCUGUUUAAGGGAACCAAAAAUGUGCGUUAAAGGACUAAAACGACAUUAAAGCGGCAAGAAAUUCAGCGGAAAUACAUGUAAACGCCUGUCUUUCAACUAGUAAUGGACUAAUACUUCUUUUGGUUUGAAGAUAAACUACUAUCAGCAGGAGAGGAUUUCCAGAGAAGAGGUAUUUGACUGCCAGCCAAGGACAUGGACUGGAAGACCUUCCAAGCCCUCCUUAGUGGGGUGAACAAAUACUCCACAGCGUUCGGGCGUAUUUGGUUGUCUGUGGUGUUUGUGUUCAGGGUGAUGGUUUACGUGGUGGCAGCGGAGCGAGUGUGGGGUGACGAGCAGAAGGACUUUGACUGCAACACCAAGCAGCCUGGCUGCGCCAACGUCUGCUACGACCACUACUUUCCCAUCUCCCAUAUCCGCCUGUGGGCCCUGCAGCUCAUCUUUGUCACCUGCCCGUCCUUCAUGGUGGUCAUGCACGUGGCUUACCGUGACGACCGCGAGCGCAAGUACAAAGCAAAGUUUGGAGACAAUAACAAGCUGUACAACAACACGGGCAAGAAACACGGCGGCUUGUGGUGGACCUAUCUGAUCAGCCUCUUCGUAAAGACAGGCAUCGAAGUCGGCUUCCUCUACAUCCUCCACCACAUCUACGACAGCUUCUACCUGCCGAGGCUGGUCAAGUGCAGUGUGUCUCCUUGCCCCAACGUGGUGGACUGCUACAUCGGCCACCCCACCGAGAAGAAGGUCUUCAGCUACUUCAUGGUCGGAGCUUCGGGCCUUUGCAUUGUCCUGAACAUCUGUGAGAUCAUUUAUCUUGUCUCCAAGCGCAUCGCGCGAAUUGUAAACAAGAUCAAAAGGCCCAAUCGCAACAACACUGUGCGUCACAACGACUACAAUGACGAGCCCUUUGACAACUGCAUCGACACUAUGCCAACGCGGAGCCAAAAGGAAAAGCCUCCAUCCUUUAGAAGUGCAGUCAUGUCUUCAAACAGGCCAUCUGGACUCAAACUUGAAGAGAAGAUACGAGCCUCUGCUCCUAAUCUGUCAAUUUCGUGAGUCAAAGAUCAGGCUGAAAUCAAGAGAUCAGCAGUGCCUGAGCUAUUACCCAUUGACAAUCCUCAGAAAACAGAGUCAGAACUAUGAGCCAAAUAUCUGUAUGAGUCAGACCCUGGAAGUUGAGUCAUCAGUACUGGAAUCAUUCCGUGGGCCCCCUGUGUCCACAUUUCAGACUCUUUCUUUUUAGUGAGGCCAAUCACUUUGGUUUCCAAGUCAACAUCCACAAUAUUUACAAAUCAGCUAGAGCCAAAUUGAUUUGGUAGUAACUGUUUUUCUUUUUUUAAAUACAAUAAAGGUCUGUGUGCCUUUUCAACUUUACCCCUUCACCUAUUUUAAAACAUUCCUGUAAGGUUACUCUACUCUCUUUCUUCUGAUUGGAGUUUUGACAUGGGAGGGAAAGGAAAUGAACAAGGAAGCAGGACACUCCCGGGAGAGGUAUUCCCCCUAUCUGCCAGUGAAUACAGUGCUGUGUCGGGGUGCACUGUUGUCAUUGAAUUGUUUUCAUUUAUUUUAGUGAUCUCAUUUUAUUUAACUGAACUGAAAUUGCUUUAUCUUCACAGGGCAUCGGUCCUGAUGACAUUGAAAAAUGGUAAACAGAGUGUGGACACUCCAAAGUCAUAGAGUAAUGGCUAAGUAGUACUUGAAGGUGCGUAUACUGGCCAAGACAAAAAUGUUUUUACAUUUAUUUUUUUCAGGUGAGCAACAAAACGUAUAUAUUAUUGGUAUAUUUCUUAAUCUAAAGCCUCUGUGGACAUAAGCUCGGUCUCAGGUUUAUGCUGCACUGUUAUCUGCCGUACGUAGACUGUGUGUUUUGACGUGCUUGUACACAAACUCGCCUCAUCCAAGACCACUGUUGAUUUUAAUAAGGCAAAAGGAAUGCUGCUGUUUAAUUCUGUGUUGGUAGAGCUGCAGCACAAAAGCGGUAGAAGGUUGGACAGAUGGCUCAUUGAACUACAUCACGUAUUUUUGCGAGUCCCUAAACACAACUGUGGACAUCAGAUGGAAAUGUAAUUUAUGCACUUUUUUUAACAAAUUUUUACAAAAUUUAAUAAAGUUUAUUGAAUGUGUUUCUGUUUGCUGUUUUAACAGUAAGGGCAGCUAAUGCCUUAUGUUAAUUUCAUUUCUGGAAUAGUGUUUCUAUUUACGCAUGUGGGACAAACACGUUUUCUCCGAGGA
This is a messenger RNA of Etheostoma spectabile (orangethroat darter), 2298 nucleotides long. RefSeq names its product gap junction protein beta 3 (gene gjb3). Gene Ontology annotation, molecular function: gap junction channel activity. The record is from RefSeq and is a predicted model, not a curated record. Gene Ontology annotation, cellular component: connexin complex. The transcript has 2 exons. NCBI's taxonomy places the organism in Eukaryota, Metazoa, Chordata, Actinopteri, Perciformes, Percidae. Gene Ontology annotation, biological process: cell-cell signaling. Bases 262 to 1122 code for a protein of 286 amino acids.